AUCAACAAUGCAUCAAAUCAAGUUGUCAAAGUAACUGGUAGUUACAACCACAAACAGCAAAAUGAUGAAAUUCGUGUUUGCUUUGUGCCUCGCCCUGGCCGUUGCUGAUGCCACCAACGUACAGAGAUGCGUUCACCACUCUGGCAACUUGCCACAGAGCACCCGCAUCGAGGGCUGCACCAACCCGCCCUGCGUGCUGCAGCAGCUGCGCAACGCCGUCAUCCACAUGACCUUCAGAGCUCCCCGCAACAUGCAGUCAAUGCGCACUUUGGCGACGGCGUACUUGGGCGCUGUGCCGGUGCCCUACAACCUGGGCAACAACGCCAACACGUGCAACUUCCUCACCAACACCCGCUGCCCCGUCAGCUCCGGCACCAGCGUCAACUACACCCUCAGGAUGUACAUCGAGUCCUGGUUCCCUGUGGGCACCUCCGCGACAAUUGAGUUCAGGAUUGUAGACGACAGGAACCAGCCUGUGGUGUGCGUGCGCGUGCCCAUCCGUAUCAGCCGCUCUGGCAAGUUCAUAGAGGGCGAGAACGAGCUGCCCCGCGGCAUCGAAGCCCAAUAGACUGCAACAACAUCUACCGACCAACUGAUGCGAUCUACUACUUCCCUGAUGCCAUCUAUUGACAACUCAAGAAACAACUUGUAUCUGA
This is a messenger RNA of Papilio machaon (common yellow swallowtail), 656 nucleotides long. RefSeq names its product NPC intracellular cholesterol transporter 2. Gene Ontology annotation, molecular function: sterol binding. Bases 62 to 568 code for a protein of 168 amino acids. NCBI's taxonomy places the organism in Eukaryota, Metazoa, Arthropoda, Insecta, Lepidoptera, Papilionidae. Gene Ontology annotation, biological process: sterol transport. The record is from RefSeq and is a predicted model, not a curated record. The transcript is spliced from 4 exons.